This is a messenger RNA of Glycine soja, 1179 nucleotides long. RefSeq names its product heat stress transcription factor B-4b-like. Bases 137 to 958 code for a protein of 273 amino acids. Gene Ontology annotation, molecular function: RNA polymerase II cis-regulatory region sequence-specific DNA binding; DNA-binding transcription factor activity. Gene Ontology annotation, cellular component: nucleus. The transcript has 2 exons. Gene Ontology annotation, biological process: regulation of transcription by RNA polymerase II. NCBI's taxonomy places the organism in Eukaryota, Viridiplantae, Streptophyta, Magnoliopsida, Fabales, Fabaceae. The record is from RefSeq and is a predicted model, not a curated record.
UUUCAAAUUAUAAUAUGAUAGAGAGUGAGAGAGGUUCUUUAAAAGUUGGUGGUGUGCAAAAAGUGAAUGAAGAUGAGAGUACCAUAUCAAAGCAUAAUAUUGGAAGCAGCUAGCAGCACUCUUGAGUAAUUCAGUGAUGGCUUUCACACUAGACAGGUGUGAAGAUAGCAUGGUGUUCACUAUGGAGUCUCACAAGUCAGUGCCUGCUCCCUUUCUGACAAAGACAUACCAACUUGUUGAUGACCCUCACACUGACCACAUUGUGUCUUGGGGUGAUGAUGAAACUACAUUUGUUGUGAGGAGGCCCCCAGAGUUUGCUAGAGAUCUUCUUCCCAACUAUUUCAAGCACAAUAACUUCUCAAGCUUUGUUAGGCAGCUAAAUACCUAUGGAUUCAAGAAGGUAGCUGCUGAUAGGUGGGAGUUUGCAAAUGAAUACUUCAGAAAAGGAGCAAAGCACCUUCUAUGUGAAAUCCACAGGAGGAAAACCCCUCACCACUAUCAACAACACUACCACAUGCAUGACCAACCACCACAGCUUCUUCAGCCAGAUGAAAACAUGUGUUGGAUUGAUGCUCCUCCAUUACCAUCUCCUAAGCCAGGCACUGACAUCUUAGCAGCACUUUCUGAGGACAACCAAAGACUGAGGAGAAAGAACUUCAUGCUCUUAUCAGAACUCACUCACAUGAAGAACCUAUACAAUGACAUCAUAUACUUCAUCCAAAACCAUGUAAGUCCUGCUGCUUCCUAUGAUGAACAAAGAAGCAGAAGUGCUAUUCUGAAGAUGGUGGAAUUGGAUUCAUCACCAAAUGUUAUAAGACCAACUAAGAGCCGUAUUAUGGAGAAGUCUUUGGUGACUAAUUCUAGUGAUGAGCCUAAUAAUAGUUCUGUGAAGCUCUUUGGUGUUCCUCUUUGUGGCAAAAAGAGAUUGCACCCAGGUAACCUUGUUCAACAAGAAUAGUACUUGAUAGUCUUAGAAGAACUUCACAUGAUGAUUAUUAGCUUAUUGUAUUGGAUAGAUCUUAUUCAUGAUUUUGUUGACAUUUGAAGAGAAGCAUUGUAUAGAAGAGGCUUGUAUUCAGAUUAAUUAACUAGACUGUUGUUUCCUUGGAAUUUUCUAUUAGAAGAAGCAGUUGUUUGCUUAUUUUGGAGUUAAAAAUAAAAUAGCUAGCUAAUUAUUUA